Molecule: messenger RNA, 2511 nt
Organism: Ustilago hordei
Lineage: Eukaryota; Fungi; Basidiomycota; Ustilaginomycetes; Ustilaginales; Ustilaginaceae
Exons: 2
Coding region: 1-2511 (836 amino acids)
Biological process (GO): positive regulation of transcription by RNA polymerase II
Cellular component (GO): nucleus
Molecular function (GO): DNA-binding transcription factor activity; transcription cis-regulatory region binding
Source: RefSeq, a predicted model, not a curated record
AUGUACCCCUUAGACACGAGUCCUUCUGCCUCCAUUGACGGCCCUAAGAGUGCACAAUCCAUCUCAACUCUCUCGCCAGCAAGCGCCUCAACAUCCUACAAGCCUCUUGCACAUUCUCCCGCUCGUAACGACACUUGGCCAUCCCGACGACGUCCAUCUUGCUCAUCCAUACCCAGCAAGGGUGACACUUGCCAACUACAACCACCAGCAUCCAGCUCAAGCAGCGCACCCCCACUCCCUCUCGCAGGUUACCAGUGUGAAGGCUUUCGAAGACAGCCGGCUCUCUUCCAGCCUGGUUCGGCAGCUUCCACCAAAGGGAACAGUAGUAACAAGCGAGCCAAGAAGUCUCCAGAUGCAGAGUCGAGCAAUGGCGCUCGCCUUAAGACGGAAGCUGAUAGCAGUAAUACCAACGCUUAUGCGGAUAUGCAAGCUUCUGCGCUCGGCCAACCCUCUUUUACCUCGGUGGGUACUGGCGCGCGAAAACAUGGCGCCAUCGGUCAGGAGAGUCUGGAUAUGGCCAAUAGCCUUGCAGAAUUUGCAGGCUUGGCCACCAGUUCUGCUGCUUGGCCGCUCGUGAGCCACGAACAACAGCAUAAGGACGAUAGAGGUGGUUACAGGAAUGGAGCUUCGAGUACAUCGCCCUCGUUCGACUCUUUUGUGCAUCCUUCGUCGAUGUUGCCGCCUUCUCCGCAUCCUUCCCAUCGCCCCGGCCAGCAGCAGCAGCAUCCCGCAUCAAGCCUUCACCAGCCGCACAACUCCAACGUCCCAUCGAUACCCCUGCAAUCACCCAUGAUACCCUGCGAGAUCGUCGGCGACUGUCUCUUUUCCGGCCACCACCUUUGCGCCUCCUGCAGCGCAGUUGCCAAUCGUCUGAUGCAACCUGAUCCAGUACAGCUAGCUGCACUAGACGCAGAUUUGGUUCAAGUGCAACCCAUGCCGAGCCUCUCCACUCCUAUCGCUUCUCGACAUCACUCACCCGCACCGCAUGGCCAAGCUGAUGGCUCGCAUCAGGCUAAUGCAAAGCCAAGGCUAGUGAUGGAGAGUCUGAUCGGAUACUACAGCACUUUGAUCACUUGCUGGACUCAGGGAUGCGAUGUUCGUGGACUCGAAGCCUCGACACUCUUCCGGCAGCUGGUGCCGUACCUGUUGGAGCAAGUGGAUAGACAUCCUUCCCUGAGGCUCUCGAUUGCUGCGUUGACUGCUGGCUAUGUUGGUGGUACCAGGUUGACUUGGCCGAAAGAUGUAGUAGCGAUUCAUCAGUGGGCCAACACGCUUCGAGCAGAUAGAACAAGCAUAACAGACUGCGUAGAAGCGAAUCUUAGCUUCCCCUUCCCAACCACACCAGAUACUAUAUGGUCUGCUUCCCCUGCAAACAGCCUCUCUGAGUCUCAGAGCGGCAUUUCAGCUCUUUCCCCCGCCAACGCAGAACGGCUGAAACGUGCGUCUUCGACCCAUGCAACCUUAGACGACCUUCUCGUGGGUCAAGCGCAAACACUCAAGCAUCUUGCUGUGCGGUCGCUAGAACAGGCUGUUUCCGACUACCGUGCCAAGUUUACCCGCGCGCUUGGGCUGAGCUUUACGGAGAAAGGCUUCCUAGCAGAACUCCGUAACGCCAAUCCGCUGCUACUGGCAGCAAUGAAUAUCGCCAUCUAUGCCUUUGCAGAGGAAGGAAUGGAGUCAUACUUUGAGGAAGCGGCUAGGAUGCGGAACCUGAUCGAUACGCUGUUGGGCAGUUUCCCACCAGUGAACCUGUCGAAGUUGGUCAGCCAUGAACAGUUGGGGUUCAGGACGUAUGUUUGGUCAGAUGUAAGCACGGCGAUUGCCUGUGGUACCAGGCCGCAUCUCCAGUUGGCGCGGUCUAGCUUUGUGAAUGAUGGCGACGGAUUCAGUGUGGAUGCUAGUCUGGGCGAAACGCAAGCAGAUUUGACGUUCAGUCUGCACGAUAUAACGCUCAUUGCGCUAUCGGACAUUGCGAGGCUGAGGUACGACUUUGACGGAGGUGACUUUUCCUUGACUGCACGCCGUGCACCUGGUUCGCCCGUUCCACGAUGGGUUCACGAGAGGGCAAAACGAAUUCAAAGUCGUAUCGAAAACUGCAAGAUCGAAGGCAGCCUUGCAACUGGCUCAGCCAUCUGUGCUAUGAUGACCAAGUCGGCAUGCAUCAUUCUCAUCCACACAUUUAUCUAUCGCGUUGGAGCGCUGCAUCCCGUCAUAAGGCAACUGCUGAGGGGUAUGCUGAAGCUAUGGACCACCGCAGGAGAACAGUACUGCAGAAGCGUCGGGUGUAGUAACUUCAACCUCCCCAUGUUUGUAGCCAGUUCUGUGGCUGUGGAUGAGGAGGAUAGGAAGAUUUGCGAAACUGCUAUGCAGAUCGUAGGGCAUGAAGAAGCAGGGCCUGCAGAAGGGAGAAAGGUAAUCAGGGAAGUUUGGAGGAGGACAGAUAUCACGGGUGUACCUUGCUUUUGGACAGAUUUGAUUGGCAGUGGCGAUUUCGCUGUUGCUUUUUACUAG